AUGACGGAUAGGUCUUAUUCAAUCCGCGAAGAGGCGGAUCGUAUCUUCCGCGAUGUCCUUCUCAAGGACACCCGCCUCCACUUACCCUCCAAAGUCCACUCUGCCGCUUCCAACACAUCUUUUCUGCAGUCAACCAUAGACACCCCUUAUAUUCCCGUCCCUUUGAAGUUUACAGAAACUAGCUCCGCCCUCUGGGCAUUGGCAGCAACCAUCGGCUCCGCCAUUGCCAAGGACCGCUACAAUACCGAACAGAAAGCCACUGUCAACACCGACAUCGCCUCGCUGUUCUUGUUCUCCGCAGCCUGCGCCCGGGUCAACGGCAAGACGAUCGGCGACCCGGCCGUGGCGGCGCGCUACACCAAGUACGACCUGGGCCGCAUGCAUGACCCCUGGCGUCGCUUCUGCACAAACAUCUACCCGACACGGGAUGGAAAAUGGUUCCACCUCCACGGCAGUAUGAAUUCCGACCGCUCCUUGACCAUGGUGGACCUCCCCAAGGAGAACCCGGGGCUGGCUUCCACCGAGGAUAUUGUCAAAAAGUAUUGCGACACCGCCCGGCAGUUCGAUUCUGACUGGCUCGAUGCCGAGGCCAACGAACAUUACCGCCAGGCCGGUACCGUGUGCCUGACCCGGGAGGAGUUUCUGGCUACGGAGCAUGGCAAAGCGACUGUCGACCACCCCAUCUAUUUCCUGGAGAGGCGGGACGUCGAUGUCCUCCCGCCCGUGCCUUACCCGUCCGUUACGGGCAAGCAGCGGCCGUUAGAAGGCCUCAAGAUGCUCGACCUCUCCCGUGCCAUCGCCGCCCCGACGAUUGCAAAGCUGGCAGCGCUCUUUGGCGCGACGGUCAUUCGCGUGUCCAACGACCAGCUGCCCGACAUGGGUCCGCUUUUGGUGGAUGGUAAUCUGGGUAAGCGAGACGUCACUCUGAACCUCAAGACGGAUGAGGGUCGGGCUGCACUAAAGAGAUUGAUCGAGGGUGCCGAUAUCGUGUUGGACGGCUACCGGCCCGGCACGCUGGAUCGGCUUGGAUUUGGGGCAGAUUAUGUUCACGCGCUGGGGCGGCGGCGUGGCAAGGGGAUCGUCUUUGUGCGUGAGAAUUGCUAUGGCUGGGAGGGCCCGUGGGCGAAGAGAUCUGGGUGGCAGCAGAUCUCGGAUUGCGUCACGGGGGUCAGUUGGAUCAUGGGACGGUUCUUGGGACUGGACGAGCCUGUCAUCCCGUUGUUGCCCAACUCGGACUACCAAACCGGCCUUGUGGGGUUCAUAGGCCUGCUUGCAGCCGUGGACAAGCGGGCGACCGAGGGCGGCAACCACCUCGUGAGCGUGUCGCUGAACCAGUACAACAACUUCCUCCUCUCGCUAGGCGAGCACACGCCCGAGGUGAAGAAGCACCUCUUGGACCUGCACCCAGGCUUCAAGCCGCGUCACUACGACGACAUGACAAACAUGUUUGGCCUCGCCGUCUCAACAUUGCAGACCAACGUGCCGCGGCUCUUCCGGCCGUCGUACUUUGGCAACAUCUCCAGCAGGUUCGGCGGCGAUCGGAACGACACGCUGACGUACGUGCUGGGCGCCGCGAGUUACGACGCCUCGAAGCUGGGCUAUGAUAUCGGCAGUUGCUUCCUUGGGCAGUAUGAGCCCGAGUGGCCGGAGGGGGAGGUUGGGAAGGCGGCGGAGGGUAUUACUUCUAGGAUGUGA
This is a messenger RNA of Pyricularia oryzae 70-15, 1695 nucleotides long. Its product is annotated as CAIB/BAIF family enzyme. The record is from RefSeq and is a predicted model, not a curated record. Gene Ontology annotation, molecular function: catalytic activity. Bases 1 to 1695 code for a protein of 564 amino acids. Lineage: Eukaryota; Fungi; Ascomycota; Sordariomycetes; Magnaporthales; Pyriculariaceae. The transcript has 2 exons.